AUGGCCGCUGACCGUGAAGUCGUGCCGGAAGCCCCACAACCUGUCUAUGAUUGGCGACGCGCCGGAUAUCCUUUCGAGCAUGGGGAGGAAGUUGUCCGCUUUCUACGAGAGCAUCUGGAUGGCGAGCAUCAAGAGUGGCAUGCUAUUGGAGAAACGAAGAUGGUCAACAGGAACUUGGUAGCCAGUGUGAUCUCUAUACUCAACAUCAACGUCGGUACCUAUGGCCUAGUUUCUCCAACACACUCUGACGGAGGGUCAUAUUCCCGAACUUGCUUGUAA
This is a messenger RNA of Letharia columbiana, 279 nucleotides long. RefSeq lists its product as uncharacterized. Lineage: Eukaryota; Fungi; Ascomycota; Lecanoromycetes; Lecanorales; Parmeliaceae. Bases 1 to 279 code for a protein of 92 amino acids. The transcript has a single exon. The record is from RefSeq and is a predicted model, not a curated record.